ACUACGUAGAUACUUACCAGGUAGGUAGAUAUCUUUCUCGCUACUUUUAACAACUGUUGCCCUUUUUUCCCUUUUUACUUUCUACAUACAUACCUUUUUUCUCAUUUCCUCAUCUUCGACUUCUGUAUUUCUAGGAUCCAGCUGGGCUCCAACCUUAUCGCUUUCCGAAUCCAUCAGCAACUCUAAAAAAGAUCCCCCCGCUAUUUACCUCAUUCUCCCCCCCAAUUCCCUCCACUCAUCCACCUCCCCGCAAAUUACGCUUAGCAUUAGCACAUCACGCGCAACACAACAUCCCUCCCCCCCGGUUGUUGUCUGAGCUCUGAGACCUGGCCCUGAUAUGAGGCACGAGGCCACCAACAAACUUCCUUCUUGUCAACUAUUCCAGUAGGCAUUAUCGCUCAAGAACUAGUACUAUGAGUAGGACAAUGACGACGGUUGCUCUCCCGAGACCUGUUCCACCACAUCGCUCUGCAUCCAGCAUCGUCACCCUAACAUCUCCAAUCGCAAUCGAACCCAUUAAUACCCAACAGGUAUCCAGUGCUGCGCCCGCUCCAAUUCCAAAUAAACAUAUUCCCGUAUGUCCCACUGGACCAGCACCCGUUCGUGAGCCCAACACCCCACCACCUUCACCAGCCCGCGAAGAUGCACCACGUCGGAUAUCCCUGCUUUGCCCGCCGAGCAAAUUCGAGCGUGUGGAAUCGGGAUCCCUCGCAAUCUAUAAGAUUAGUCCUGGCGACGUAGCAGCAGCCUUGGACUAUAUUUCUAGACAACCUCUGCCAGACCCUUCCCAGGUCUUUCCUUGGCUGCAUGGAUUACAUCCUAGCAAUCACAUCCAGCAGACAUUUUUCAUGUCGAGAAGCAAAUCUGUGCGACAGAUGCCCAAUUGUUUGCGAGGCAUUACAGUUGUAAAGGCCGACGGCGACCUCUCUGUUGCCCGUCUGAAGGGGGCUAUUGCUCCUAAUGAACUUCUGCGUCCCGAUUCUGAAGGAGAAUUCGUCGAGGUAGACCCUAGAGAAGGAUUCUCAGUUCGCAACUUCCAGAUCCAAGCAGCAAAAACGGCUGUUACCUCCGAUAUCAUUGUAUAUGGCGAGGAUGCUAGCCUAGUUCGUAAGCUGGGAUGGGAGAUCGCGUCGGCGCAGUCCAAAUGGCGAAAGAAGCAUGACUCUGCCCCGAAAUACCACACUUUCACCUGCGUAAGCCCAUUCAUGGACUUCGAGAAUAAGCAUAGCGGAAUCGUUGCAACCGAUUCUGAGGGUCGCCUAACGGGUUCCGUAGUCGACUUCUUCCACCAGGAACGGGCCGAGAUGUAUGCGAUGACAAAGGCAACAGAGAUAUCGCGAAACGUAUGGAUGGGACCGACCCUCGACCCAGGAGGUGAGGAGGAACGGCGAUAUGAUAUCCUCAUUGAGUGCAGUGACCUUGGUCGGCUGAACCCAGCUGCCCUACAGGCAAUUGCUGAAGGUUCCAGCGACGACGAGACACCCCUCCAUCUGGACUUCCCCUCUUCUGGAAGCAUCCUCCCGCCCACGUGGUCCCACGCCGAAGCUGACGGCAUUUUGGACACGUGUAAGUGGCUCUGGCACCUCUCUCACGGGUCUGUGCCAACAAAAUCAGAUGCCGAUAUAGACGGGGAUUCGAGCAUGUCUGAUGUGUCCGAGGCGACCGAGGUUGAAAUGUGCCGGCCGCGAAAGAUCCUCAUACACUGUGCCGACGGAUACACAGAGUCAACGAUGCUAGGCAUAGCCUAUUUCAGCUAUAGCACCGGCCGACCGGUUCACCAAGCGUGGUUAGACUUGCAUACGAAGAUGAAGCGGAACUUCUUCGCUUAUCCAACAGACGUAGCUCUACUGACUUCGAUUGCUGCACGAUUGCUCCAUGAAUCGCCUGUGUGUGCAGACAUGAGCCUCCUAGAAAUCACGAACCUCGUGAAGAACGAGCCUAGAUGGCUCACUUCUCUCGACGGAUCGUUCCCUAGCCGCAUCGUCGAUUAUAUGUAUUUAGGGAACCUGGUACAUGCCAAUAACCCUGACCUCCUCAAGGCGAUGGGUAUUGGCCAGAUCCUCAGUGUCGGUGAGACGGCCAUGUGGCGGGAUGGCGACUUGGAACAAUGGGGACCGGAUAAUGUGCUCGUGGUUGAGAAGGUUCAGGAUAACGGUAUUGAUCCGCUGACGAAGGAAUUUGAGAAGUGCAUGGAAUUUAUCGGUACAUCGUGGUCGGCGCAACGGAACUGCGACUUUGGUCCACUGCCGUGUGGGCGUGUCGCGAAGUGCUACUAUCUGCAUCGCUGAGGUCAUGCGCAGCCUGAAUCUCUCUUUUCCACGCGCAUACUGCUUUGUUCGGGCUAGACGACUUAAUGUGAUCAUCCAGCCUCACCUACGGUUCGCGUACGAACUCCUCAAAUGGGAGGAAUUGCUCCAGGCUAAGCGCCAAAGGGGUGAGAGUAAUGUCGAUGGCCCUGGAGGUGGCUUCCGGAGAGAGCUGGAGUGGGGGGAGAUUGCGCGGGAAAUAGCGCUUAUGAAUCGACCUUAUGCCCGAUAAUUUGGCUGGUUAGCGAU
Molecule: messenger RNA, 2555 nt
Organism: Hypoxylon fragiforme
Lineage: Eukaryota; Fungi; Ascomycota; Sordariomycetes; Xylariales; Hypoxylaceae
Exons: 3
Coding region: 414-2288 (624 amino acids)
Biological process (GO): nuclear DNA replication
Molecular function (GO): protein tyrosine/serine/threonine phosphatase activity
Source: RefSeq, a predicted model, not a curated record